This is a messenger RNA of Bombyx mandarina (wild silkworm), 2655 nucleotides long. RefSeq names its product UDP-galactose 4'-epimerase (gene Gale). Gene Ontology annotation, cellular component: cytosol. Gene Ontology annotation, molecular function: UDP-glucose 4-epimerase activity. The record is from RefSeq and is a predicted model, not a curated record. Gene Ontology annotation, biological process: beta-D-galactose catabolic process via UDP-galactose, Leloir pathway. NCBI's taxonomy places the organism in Eukaryota, Metazoa, Arthropoda, Insecta, Lepidoptera, Bombycidae.
GCAAAGAACAAAUUCAAAUUUCAAAUUAGAGUUUGUAAACAGGACAGGAUUAAUUUUACUAUGUUACUAGCUUUCAUGCACACAGCAUGCUUCCAACGAUAGUUGAUGUUGUGAGAAUAAUUUUAAUACAGUACGGUUGCAACUUAAGACGCAGAGUACCUAUUUAAUCAAAUUACUUAUUUAUACAUAUAAAAUAAACAAACCUUGAAAUUACAGUAUUCAAAAGUUUCACGUUUUAGUAUUUAGUAGAUUAUGUUUCGGUAGAUUAUUAAUGAAUGAAGAUUGAAAUCCAACAUGCAAAGUUACAUAAUGCCACGAGCAGUUUUAGUGACGGGUGGUGCGGGCUAUGUCGGCUCCCACACCGUGAUAACGUUAUUAGAACGACAGUCGGACGGCGAUCCUUUGGAAAUCGUGGUGGUGGAUAACUUGUCGAACGGUUACUGCGCCGAGGGCGAGAAGAAACCGGAAGCUUUGAAGAGAAUCGAAGAGUUGACCGGAAAGACGGUGCAUUUUUAUAAAGUAGACAUCAGAUGUGCCGAAGCCUUGGAUAGGAUAUUUGAAAAUCACAACAUCGAUUGCGUAAUACAUUUCGCAGCAUUGAAGGCUGUCGGAGAGUCGGUGGAGAAGCCUCUAGAAUAUUAUCAGGUUAAUAUCAACGGAACUUGCACGCUAUUCGAGAUAAUGCGGAAACAUGGCGUCUACAAGCUGGUCUAUAGUUCGUCGUGCACGGUUUACGGUGAGCCGGAGUAUCUGCCAAUCAACGAGUCGCACCCUACGGGAAAGUCCCUGACCAGCCCCUACGGAAAGUCGAAGUACUUCUGCGAGGAGAUCAUGAAAGAUUUGUGUGUGAGCGAUAAGAAAUGGGCGAUAAUAUCUUUACGAUACUUCAACCCGGUUGGGGCCCACGAAAGCGGCCGAAUAGGAGAGGAUCCCUCUGGCAUACCCAACAACCUAAUGCCUUACAUUUCCCAGGUAGCAGUCGGUCGGCUAAAGGAGCUAAAAGUGUUCGGCGACGAUUAUCCCACCGCGGACGGGACCGGCGUCCGGGACUACAUCCACGUGUGCGACCUCGCCGCGGGACACGUGCAGGCCAUAAAACUGUUCCACCAGCCGGGCUUCAACGGUUUUCAUGCUAUUAAUUUGGGUACGGGCACUGGUUACUCGGUGCUGGAGAUGGUAGCGGCGUUCUCCAACGCGAGCGGCCGGGCCGUGCCGCACGCCGUGGCGCCGCGUCGCGCCGGUGACGUCACCGCGAACGUUGCCGACGUCGCGCUGGCGACGCGCUCGCUCGGCUGGCGCGCGACGCGGAGCCUGCACGACAUGUGCCGCGACACGUGGCGCUGGCAGGAGGCCAACCCCAACGGGUAUCAUCGAAUUUAAAAUAUUUCUUCAUUAGAGUCGGCUGCAUUAGAGUACUUGUGGUUUGUUAUUUGUUGUUCGUAUUCGCGGGAUAUUUUACUCUGAACAUAUAAAAGUCAAACGCACAAUUUCCACAAUAUCUAUAAUGUAUAAAAUGUUAUAAUAUAAACUAAAAGAGUAAACAACUUAAAUCGACGCGCGCGAAUCUCUUUGCAUGACGUCACGGGACACCUGCGUGUUCGGGAACCCCGAUCGCAUCCGAUGACGCCCGAGCGCGACCGAAUGUUGCGCGCUACAUACUUAACGGUAGGUAGCGGCUUGGCUCUGCCCCUGGCAUUGCUGAAGUCCAUGGGCGACGGUAACCACUCACCAUCAUGCUCGUCUGCCUAUAAGGGCAAUAAAAAAAUGUUCAGUCAAUACAAGUUCAAACUUAAUGUGCCCCCAGCUAACAGUUCACAGAAACAUUUAUAAGUCAGAUAUACACAAAUAUUUCAAUGAAAAUUGUGAAUGUUUCCAACUAAUAUUUUAGAAAAAAAUUAUCUUUUCUAGAAAAUAUCUUAUACGAUCUUAUAACUUCACUUAACAUAUUUAAUUUAACAUAAUUUAAUACUAAAGUGUUCGAUGCGGCCAUAUUAUUUUGAUUUUUUUUAAAACAUACCAAAAAUCACACGUUCCUAUAUAUGUGUUGCCAUUUUCGUAAUUUAUUCUACCCCAUUUAUUAUAAUAAAAAGAAUAUAUUUUAAUUAUUUAAUUUAGUAUAUUUAUUCGUUAAACUUGACCAAAGUUGACUCAACCAAAUAAUUGUUGUUAUAAAAUAGUUAUUAUACAAAAAGCAUUUAUAAUUUUAAUAAAUAUUUAGGAUGCUAUAGAAUUUUAUAAACAUAUUCGUUUCCAUUGCUGACUGACUGUCGAUUCAUCAUUUAAAAGAAUGAUAGUAUUAACGAAAUUAAGAAAUUAUUUAUUUUGAGUGUUCUGAAGGAACUUUGUAAUCGUAUCUAGUGAAGCGUCUGUGUCGAUGUCUUUGCCUAUUUAAAUAUAGGAUAUCCUUAAAAAAAAAUCUGUAAUAAUUUAAUAUCAACGGGCAUCGAGUCGUUUUUUUUUCGUGAAAUUUUGUAUAAACUUCCAAAAGUACGAUUACCAAAAUGAAUUCAUACAAAAUGUUUUAAAUGUUCGUAUCGUGAAUUUCGAGUCAUGACUUGUACUCAAGUCCGCAAUUAAUAACUUGACAAAAUUUUGUUUAGCAUUUCACUGUAAUCAUAUCAUUCCUGUAAUGUAAUGUUAUUUUUAACUUUUGGU